GGGCUGGCUCGGCUUUCAGCUCCCGGCUGUCUGCCGCCGCUGGCCUGUCCAAAAUGGAGGGCUCUCCACCGGCGCCGUUUGCCCUCCGGCUGCUCCUGCUCGCAGCGCUGCCGGCCGCCGGGUGGCUGAUGACGGUUACCAAUGAGCUGCCAUUGCCGCCCCAAGCCCCGAAGGACAGCAUCAGAAUUAAUGUAACUACCCUGAAAGGUGAUGGGGAAGUAUCUAAAGAACAGGUUGUUCUUAACAUAACCUAUGAGAGUGGACAGGUAUAUGUAAAUGACUUCCCUGUAAAUAGUGGUGUAACCCGAAUAAGCUGUCAGACUUUGAUAGUGAAGAGUGAAAAUCUGGAAAAUGUGGAGAAAAAAGAAUAUUUUGGAAUUGUCAGUGUAAGGAUUUUAGUUCAUGAGUGGCCUAUGACAUCUGGUUCCAGUUUGCAACUAAUUGUCAUUCAAGAAGAGGUAGUAGAGAUUGAUGGAAAACAGGCUCAACAAAAGGAUGUUACUGAAAUUGACAUUUUAGUUAAGAACCAGGGAAUACUCAGACAUUCAAACUAUACCCUGCCUUUGGAGGAAAGCAUGCUGUAUUCUAUUUCCCGAGACAGUGACAUUUUAUUUACCCUUCCCAACCUCUCCAAAAAAGUAGAAAGUGUCAGCUCAUUGCAGACCACCAGCCAGUAUCUUAUCAGGAAUGUGGAAACUACCGUAGAUGAAGACGCUUUACCUGGCAAACUACCUGAGACUCCUCUCAGAGCAGAGCCUCCAUCUUCAUAUAAGGUGAUGUGUCAAUGGAUGGAAAAAUUCAGAAAAGAUCUGUGUAGGUUCUGGAGCAGUGUUUUUCCAGUAUUCUUUAUGUUUCUGAACGUCAUGGUGGUUGGAAUUAUAGGAGCAGCUAUGGUAAUAACCAUCUUAAAGGUGCUCUUCCCAGUUUGUGAAUACAAAGGGAUUCUUCAAUUGGAUAAAGUAAGUGUUAUACCUGUCACAGGUAUCAGCUUAUUUCCGGAUAAUCCUGAGAAAAGAGCAGAAAACCUUGAAGAUAAAGCAUGUGUUUAAAACACCAUCUCAAAUCAUGGACUCUGAAUUAGUCUUUUGGCUCUAAAAUUUGCCACUUGAAUAGAAUUUUCUUUAAUUCGCUAAGAAUCUGUUUAUACACUAGGGAAAUUGCUGAACUCCUAAAACUGCCUAAAACUUGACCUUUAAGUGACAGGUUAAAGUUCACCUUACUCUAGAACAGGGCUGGCUAUUCAGAUGAUGAAUUAAGGGAAAUUUAAAUGAAGUAGAAGACGUGAAGAAACUUCCAAAAAAAAAAAAAAAGGCAGGACAAAAUGCCAUGUGCCAAUACUUUUCAAGGUGCCUUGUAAGGGAAAUUCUAUCCACUUAAUUACUAUAAUAUAUGAGACUUUAUGAAAAGCACUUUAUGAAAUUCUAAUUUAAAAGCUCAAGAAUUUAACAUAUUUUUUUAUUCAGUAAAAUGUGCCUUUAUAUUAAGUAUGUGACUCAGUAUAAAAUCACUGAAGUUUAUCAUGAUUUGAUUGUAUCCUGUACCAAGACUACUUACCUGAAUGCACCAGGAUUUAAAAAUAGUAGUGACAUGUUUUCACUCUAAAAUAAACUUUUUUUUUUUGAGGAAACAGUAUAGAGUUUUGGUAUGAAGACAUUUCCCAGGCAAGAACUGCUUCUAUGUAAGAGCUCCUUUCACAUACACUGGCUGAAACCAGGGCUCAGAUCAGUUAAGGAGUCCAUCCGUCAGUGUCCUGGAAUUAGACCGUGCCUUUGUUCUCGUGGUUCUUAGUGCUAUUUACCCUUCAACAGUGUUUGGUCUUUUUUUAACCGUCACUCACACUGACAUCUAUUUUAUGUGAUCUAGUACUUAAAAUACCUUUAUUCCAAGUGGUAGAUAUUUCCUAUUAUUUUAUUAAUUUUUUAUUGCAACCCAUCAUUUUAAAAAUACCAUUCAAGAAAGUAGGGACUGGUUUUUAAAACCACCUUAAGCAGGGAGGAGGGGAAAAAGUAAAACCCCCUUAGAGUUAGGCUCAACAGAUAUGUGUGUAUGGGGGAAGGAUGACAGUAGAGUGAAGGGGUGAGGUUUCAUUUGCCUAGCUGUUUUUAAUAAGGAAUAACAGCCUGUGAAAUACACUUUCUCCAUAUUAUAGAAGAAUAAUAGCAUGAGAUUCAGUUUGAUCCUCAAGUCGCCCAGCUAGUAACACUUUAUGUCCUUCCUCUGUCAAGAUGCUAGAAAUCUCCAGUUCCAACUCCAAAUAAUGACAGGGUCUUAUUGCAUCCAUUGAGUCUACAGAGGCUCUAGUGAGGAGAACCAUGCAGGAGGCUAUGUGGCCCAUUGCAGAGUGUGGCCUUCACUGUCAGCAGGGUCCUGUCCGCCUUCCCUCCCUACCAGUGAGACCGGGACCGUGGCAUGGUGCUCUUUUCUAUGGUUAGGAUGAUAUAACAAGUUAUUUUUUUAAAAAUCCUAAAUGGGCAUCUUACCUGUAAGAUUUUAUACCAUUAACUUUCAUUUAUUAACUUACAGUUGCACCAUUAUUUUCAUUAUGCUUUGUAUCCGUGAGUGAACGGGUUCGUGAGUUUCAUUCAUUAGAGCAGCGUGAGCAGCACUGGCUUACAAGCAUCUGUUUGCCUACAGUGCAGCCUCAUACGUAGGCAGAAUAAGGUCAAGCAGGAGUGUGUAUAUAUAUGUAUUUUUUUUCUUUUUAAGUGCAUUAGAAAAUGACGGGUAUUUAAAGCCCUCCCAGGAAGAGGAGGGAAGCUCCUGUAACCCCAAGCAGGAAGGCACAACGAGGGCAUGGUUUGUGCAUCAACUGGCUACUUGUGUAAAAAUGUUCGGGAAUUUUCAGUUACCCACUGGCACCCAAGGAGCUAGAGCCAGUCUUACUCCCUAGAAGGAAUGGCAGCUGGACCGUGGAAGGGAAGAUGCUGUACUUAGAGGCGCAUGCAAAGACACUUCCAAGCUAAGUGAUCGUACCUGUGCUGCAACACAGCAUGGUCAGAGAGAGAAAUCAGGUAAUACCCAAAACAGAUUUGCUUUCAGCUUUAAAAAAUUGCCUUUAUUCAGAAUCAUACUUUUUUUUAAAUCUUACCAUUAUCAAAGUUAAAAAAAAAUAUAGCACUCAGUGCAAUGAAAUACUACAUUUAAUUAUUACUCAAACACUUAAGGCAGGUUCUCACAGUUUACAUGUGAGAAUUUAGCAUGAUCCAAACUCAAAUAUCCACUUCUCAUAUCUCUCAAUGUCUGCAGCAGAAACGGACUUAGAGACCUUUUUUAAAGCCAUUUCAAAAUCCUCCAUAGUUGUAGGCAUGUGCAUUUCUUCUCUUGAAAGAUUUCUGAUUUCUUCUGGGGUCAAACCUUCAAUACGCCUCCUCAUUGCCAUCAAGGAUGCAUCCCUAAGUUUUUAAAUUAAAACACACAAAGUGUUAUUUUGAUUGAAUAAAAACCCGUGAACA
This is a messenger RNA of Zalophus californianus (California sea lion), 3452 nucleotides long. It is a transcript of the gene GINM1, whose product is annotated as glycoprotein integral membrane 1. The transcript is spliced from 8 exons. Lineage: Eukaryota; Metazoa; Chordata; Mammalia; Carnivora; Otariidae. The coding region runs from base 54 to 1049 and encodes 331 amino acids. The record is from RefSeq and is a predicted model, not a curated record.